CAGCCCGUAGACAGAAACCGAUCUAUUUUACUACGCGACUCACUCUCACGCCAAAGUAACGUUCGACAUGAGGGCCCUGAUUUGCCUGGUGCUGAUCUCCGCGGCGUUCGCCACUGAGGAGAAGGCCGUGAAGAAGCGCGGCGUAAUCGGUUUGGGUGAUUACGGCGGUUAUGGUGGCUACGGUGGCGGAUACGGCGGCGGAUAUGGCGGCGGAUACGGCGGUGGAUACGGCGGUGGAUACGGCGGCGGAUACGGCGGUGGACACAGCGUCGCCGUCGCCAUCGCGGAGAAGCCCGUCGCCGUCCCAGUCGCGGUCCCGCACCCGGUCCCCGUCGACCGCCCCGUGCCUGUCAAGGUUCCAGUCGCCGUGCCGCACGCGGUCCCAGUAGCCGUCCCGGUACCGCAGCCGUACCCUGUGGUCCAUACCAGGACGGUCACGGUUCCCGUAGAGAAGCCUUACCCAGUCACGGUCCCGGUUAAGGUGCCAGUGCCAGUGCCCGCCCCUUACCCCUUGCCCGUCACGGUAUCCCACCCAGUUCCAGUUGCGGUCCCUCACCCCGUACCAGUCGCUGUCCCGCAUCCGGUCGUCGUCAAGGAGACGGUCCCCGUCUUCGUUAAGAGCCACGGCUACGGCCACUAUUAGAUGAAUUUCCUCCCCGAGAGUCAUGCGCGCAUAUCCCACCCUGCCUUACCUACCUACCUACCCCAUCCGCUCCCCAGCAUCGCAAAAUCCAUCGUGACGGGCGGCCGAACCCGAAGACGCUUGUUCCUGCCGUCGCAGCACUUUGGACUCACGAAAUAAAUCAAUUUUGUAAAUGUUUUCGUAAAGAAAGAAA
Molecule: messenger RNA, 836 nt
Organism: Harpegnathos saltator (Jerdon's jumping ant)
Lineage: Eukaryota; Metazoa; Arthropoda; Insecta; Hymenoptera; Formicidae
Product: cuticular protein
Exons: 4
Coding region: 68-643 (191 amino acids)
Source: RefSeq, a predicted model, not a curated record